Aspergillus udagawae is the source of this 2265-nucleotide messenger RNA. RefSeq lists its product as uncharacterized. The record is from RefSeq and is a predicted model, not a curated record. The transcript is spliced from 8 exons. NCBI's taxonomy places the organism in Eukaryota, Fungi, Ascomycota, Eurotiomycetes, Eurotiales, Aspergillaceae. Bases 1 to 2265 code for a protein of 754 amino acids.
AUGGCGAGAGAUCAUGAGCCUGGAGGAGCAGCUGAAUGGGAGUUGCCAGGCUACGACUUGAAGACAUCCAAGUCGCGUCGAAUGAAACAGUCAUCUAAAUCUCAUCGGACAGCUCCAUCCAAUAUGACCUCAAGAAUCGAACCACAGAAACAGCAGCCUCAAGGUCAGACCCAGCAAGGAUCCACCACUCGCGGCAUGAUGACUCCCAAAAGCCAAACUGCACAGAUAAGAGGUAUUGAUCGGCCGCUGAGAGCGUGGGGAAGCCCUGCGGUUCGACAGACCACAACGCGACAAUAUUCAAACCAAUUCUUCAAAGACUCGCCCUCGAAGGCCAAAUGGCGUAAUGGAGCGCAGCCCAACGGUCGGUUCUUCGGAGUAGCGAGGACCACAAUAACCGGACGGAGCUCUCACGGCUCUCAAGGCCGUCACGAGGUGUUCGAGGAAAUUAGCAAGAAGACAGGUGCUUUCGUAAAGCCGCCCGCCUAUACAGACCAGAUUGCCUCCGCAAAGGAGCAUCUUCAAAGAAUCAUUGCAAAGUGCACCAGUCCCUCCGUUCCAGCCAAGAAAAGGCUUGAGUGGGCGAAGAUCAACGCACACUCCGUCAACAAGGAGGCAGAUGUUGAGUUGAAGGAAAGGCGCGAACACAUAUUACAGCAGCUCAGAAAGGCCCCUGAGAAUCCUUCGACUUUUCCGGAGCAGAUGCUCUUUUUAUGGCCAAGAGAAGGCCCGUCUCUUGUUGACUCCCUCGGUCCACAACUAGAGGCUCUAGAUGUAAUCAGGGCGAAGUUCGGCUGUCACUUGUUCGUCCCAAAGGACAUGCCAGCCUACAUUUGCGCCUGUGGACAAUCCUGGGAUACGAUGAGACAAAUAGUGCAGUGUUUGAGGACCAAGUGGAGUGAAAUCAUUGCCAAUAGCAAUGUCAAGUCCAAGGUUUAUGUUGUUGAGCCUCCUGCGCCAGCCUCCAUGAAAGAAGCAAUCGUCAUGGAGCGCAACAAGCAGUUUGGAAAAGCACGCCUCCAGGGCUCCCGCCCCAAGGACCUCGAGCAAUGGGAGAUCCGAGCCGCCUUGAUACAAUCGAAGAACAAUGCUCGUCUUCUCCAGGCGAUCGAGAGAUCUUUGCGUGGCGUUGCCUUCGUUCGUGGUCAUUUGCGCAUGCGUAUCAAUCUCGGAUCAUUUGUGCUGGAUGAAUACCGUCUCCCCAAGGAAGAGAAGCCAUCGUAUCAAUUUGAAGAGUUUAGAGAAAUGUUGCUGCAUGAGCAAACAAAGGGCCGCUUGAUCCCAGGACUGAACCUUGGUAAAGAUGAGCUGCUUGCCAGAUGUUUCAAGGCCACCGAUAUUCUCGAACCCUGCGACAGCGUGACAGGAAACCUUUCUGAUGCCGAACCGGCUUUCUCAGUGAACUUUGAGUUUCUGGGAUCCAACAAUGCGCUGCUUCGAUUAGAAGCAGAGUUUGCCAAAAGUCCUGGUGCGCAUGAGUAUGAAAUAACUCAACGACGUUGGCUCAGUCCACGUAAGAGCGGCCAUUCUGCCGACCAGCGGCCCCCUCUCCAGAUAGGUAUCAUCGAUUUUGAGAGAUCCGACUGGCAGCUUGAAAUAAAAUCCCUCGAGUUCUAUGAGACAUCCUCCAUCAAUGCCGCACUGAGGUCUUUCUCUCAUUCUAUCAAUUUCCGACGCACUGCGGACAUCAACGACAUCUCCGCAAAGCCACAAAGGAAGGUCGUCUUCCCAGCUUCUGCCCCAGUGUCCAGAUUUGUAGAAAAGACAGCGAUCAGGUACCGACUCAAGAACACCAAGUACAUCCUCGAGAUCGCCCGCUACGAUGAGUACAGCCGCACGACUGCGCCAGGGUACGGUGGACAGAACUCUGCCGCCAUCACCGGUCCAAUCUCCGAGGUCCCCUCAAGUUCUUGGGGUGCAUCGAUCUUCGAUCCAAACUGGGACAACUUGCUCGGACAGCAUGCGAAUAUACCGCUUGGACAUACGGCAAGAUACAGUCCCAGUCUGAACACGUUCUUUCCACCCAUAGAAGAGACCACCGGAGGCAAAUACGAAGGAUUCUGGGAGUUGAUUGCUUUGGUGAGACGGGUUGCGGAGCUGCUAGGCUCAACAAAGGCUUCCUCUGAAAACGUGAAGCAGCGAGUCCCUAAGAGCCCUUCGAGCGAUAAGUCUGAUGAAGCCAUUACUGCACGUCAAAAUCGCCAGCAUGUCAACAUCGGCCCUCAAAUGCGUGUCUUGUUGGACGCGGAUCUCGGCACGUUGUUUUGA